AUGGACAGCGUCUAUGGCUUUGCGGAAGUCACCAUUGUCGGAGCAACCGGGGACAGCACGCAUGGCUUAUCGCGAAUACGCACGCACAGGGAGCUAAGGCAAAUCCAAGGCGAGGUAAAGCCUGGAAUCUGCCUGGCACUGCAGUUCCCAGGCUUUGAUAAGAAGGAGAAGGCUUUGUCGCGUUGGACUACGCGUGCGUGGACGUUACAGGAAGCUCUACUUUCUCCACGCCUCGUAAUCUUUCACAACGACUUCAUGACGUGGGAAUGCCGCGAGGCGGUAUGGUGCGAAGACGUAGUUCCAGGAGCAAAUGCCUGUUUUAUACAACCUCAUGUCGGCUCUCGCAUGCUCCCACUUCUGCCAGAGCGCCUGGAGGCCGCAAAGGAUGACACAUACAGCGUCCUCAUUUCCCCGAUAUGUUCUGUCGACGACUUGACCAUGUACGAGAAUGUAGUUCGAGAGUACUCAAAUCGACAAAUAACCGUCCAGGCUGAAAAGCUUAACGCUUUUACCGGAAUAUCCAGCGUGUUUGGUUCGCACAUGGAAACAGACUUCUUCUACGGGCUCCCCAGAUCGCACCUUGAUAUGUCGCUUCUGUGGUGGGCAGCUGAGCCUCUACAAAGACUGCCCGAGUUCCCGAGCUGGUCUUGGGCUGGCUGGGAGGGAGCGGUGUGUGCACAGAUCCAGCAGACAACUCGCCUGAAGCGCCUUGUGCAGGCAUGGGAGGAUCCGGGAUACGUCGCCCCGAAGCGCCCUUGGAGGAUUGCUCCCGGGAAGGCGCUUGAAAACACGCCCAACGUCCACCAUGCACUCACCAAAGUCAUUGACUUUGGACCCACUGGCCGCACACUCGGCCGUUGCCUCUGUUUCCAGGCUUUUUGCACGUCUGGUAUAUCUUUCACUUUCCACGACCAGGUUGUUAUCGAUCAAGACGGUAAAAUCGUUGGCGGCAUCGUUUUCGACAACCCUACCUUUUUAGAGAUUGAAAGGAACAAGCUGGAAUUAAAGGCGUAA
Molecule: messenger RNA, 1014 nt
Organism: Aplosporella prunicola CBS 121167
Lineage: Eukaryota; Fungi; Ascomycota; Dothideomycetes; Botryosphaeriales; Aplosporellaceae
Exons: 3
Coding region: 1-1014 (337 amino acids)
Source: RefSeq, a predicted model, not a curated record